Messenger RNA from Xiphophorus hellerii (green swordtail), 6041 nucleotides. It is a transcript of the gene bean1, whose product is annotated as brain expressed, associated with NEDD4, 1. NCBI's taxonomy places the organism in Eukaryota, Metazoa, Chordata, Actinopteri, Cyprinodontiformes, Poeciliidae. The record is from RefSeq and is a predicted model, not a curated record. The transcript has 3 exons. The coding region runs from base 1914 to 2741 and encodes 275 amino acids.
UGAAGGAGGUAUUCCUGUGCUUUAGCAGUCGCUGGACCUCCUGAGUCAUCCAGGGCUUCUGGUUUGGGAAGACCCGGAUGCGUUUAUCCACAGCUACAGUGUCAAUACAGUUCUUGAUGUAGCACAGUACACUGUCUGUAAAAACCUCCAGGUCCUGAUGUUCAAAAACAUCCCAGUUUGUCCUGUCGAAACAGUCCUGCAGCUGCUGUGUCGCAUCCUUGGGCCAGGAUUUGAUGGUUUUGGUGAUGGUUGGAGCAGUUUUCCUGAGGGGGGCAUAAGCAGGAAUUAAAUGCAGGGACAGGUGAUCGGACUGACCCAGGUGAGGAAGUGCCCUAGCCCUGUAGCCUAGCUUGAUGUUGGAGUAGACUUUGUCCAGAGUGUUAGCCUCUCUUGUAGCACACUUUACAUGCUGGUGGAAUUUGGGGAGCGCUGUCUUCAGGUCUGCAUGGUUGAAGUCCCCCGCUAUGAUGUGCACAGCAUCUGGAUAGAUGCUCUGCAGAUGGCUAAUGCUGCCAUGCAAAAGUCCAAUAGCUGUUUUAGCAUUAGCAUCUGGUGGUAUGUAAACAGCGGUUACCAUGACUACGGUGAACUCUCUGGGGAGGUAUAUUGGUCUACAUCUAACAGUCACAUACUCCAGGUCUGGGGAGCAAUGGCUGAUGACAGUCGCUGUGUUAGUACACCAGGUGUUGUUCAUGUACAUACAGAGCCCUCCUCCUCUGCUCUUACCAGAGUCUUUCGUUCUGUCGUCUCACUGUACUGUGUAGCCUGCUAGCUCGAUGGCAGAGUCCGCUACGUCUGGAUGCAGCCAGGUCUCCGUGAUCAGAAGAAUACAGCUGUCCUUCACUGCGCUGUGAAAUGCAGCCUGUAGUCUCAGUUCAUCCAUCUUGUUUGCAAGGGAUCUGGCAUUUGAGAGAAACAGGCUGGGGAGCGGUGGUUUGUGUGGUUGCCUCCGUAGCCUAGCUAGCACGCCGGCCCUGCAGCCCCGCUUCUGCCUUCUCUCUCUACGCCGCCGCCGCUUCCUCCCUGCUGUGAUGGUAAUCCACUGCGCGCCGGGGCUCCUCGCUAUGUCCCCCGGAAUGUUGAACAAGCGUUGAAAAUCAGCUGUAACAUCUAGUUCGUAGCGGGCACCGAUCGUCAGGAGAUCGUCCCGACUGUAUAUUUUGUUUGUCCGACAUGACGAGUACGGAACACAAAUCAACACGUACACAAGCAGCCAAACAUUGCACCGACCGAGAGAGCAAUGAGCCGCUGCAACUGCGUGCGCCGCCAUCUUGGGAAAAAAAGAUCUGACUGACUUGAUGACAUGACAAAAUGUGCUUAAUAUUCAUACAUUUUGAGGAAAGUACACAGUGUAUUUGGAGAACAAUACCUUCAAGGUUGCUGAAAUAAAAUAAUUUUGUUAUUCCCCACCCCCCCCCCACCAUUAAUAAAAAAAGACUUUUGGGCUGACCAUUCUAACUGUAGAGAGCUAGUCAUGUAAGAAUCCUUUUUUACGGAAUUUUGGACAUUUUCUUACGUUUACAGGUUUUGUUAAGUGAUGAAAGCCUUUACCAGACAAAUGUACAUAAAUAUCCAACCCUUAGGAUUGCAUGGUGUUGGAUUGAGAAAUGUAGGGUGAAAAAUCUGUGAGGUAGAGCAGAACAGCGGACUCGCUGUUCUGCAGACUCUGCUGAAAUGUUAUUAGUUGCAAUGAAUUCAAAGGUAAAUUUUCCCAGGAACCAUAUAGUUUUUGAUAAAAAUGACAAGUAACAUAACAUUUUAAGGUAAUAACAUAAGUGAACAAGCAUUAAUUGUGAAGAACAAAAUCAAUUUCUGUUCUUCUCAUUUGGUUAUUCUGAUAUGGAGUGAGGGUGCCAAACAGGAAAAAUGUCAAAUCCUGUUUACAUCUACGAACAUUCUUAAAGUCCCUUUGCAUGCUAACAGUCUGUCAGUGUAGAGAUGACCUGUCUGGGUCGUCUGAGCUUCCCGUCGCUGUGUGCGUCCCUGUAGUGAGCUCCAACCAGAGCCAUGGGGAAUACCCAGACUGCCGCAGCGAGAAGGAGUCCGGAGGGGAGGCAUCUCUCCUGGUGUCUCCGCUGGUGGUGGCUGGGAUUGUUAUAGGACUGGUCCUCUUCCUCUCCUGCAUCACCAUCAUCAUCGGCAGCCUGCGGAAAGACAGUCGACUCAGAAACCCACACUUUGGCGCCAGCUAUGGACAAGAUGGAUUUUCCUUUGGGGGUUCAGCAGGGGAACUGAGGUCUAGCUGCAUAGAGGACUUUCCUCCUGCCUUAGACUUUGACUCCUUCAGAGAGAGUCUUCCACAGAUUACCAGCCUGUAUCCUGACUCUCCACCACGCUACGAUGAGUGUGUGGGACCAGAUUUGACUCAGAUCUACAUACCGACUGAUGACCCGCCCCCAUACUCCCUGCUGGACCCGUGCUGGUGCCCGGCAGGCCCAGAGGAGCAGCCUCCACACUCGGGUCCACCAGAUGCUUCACAGUACUGUGGAGAGACGUCCGCCAGCACUGCCUGGUCCUCAUCGUCCUCCUCCGCUUCCUCCCACUGUUCCCUGGGACUACAUGAGCAGGAGCAGCAACACAUUACAUGUAUUUCCUUCCCAAUGGAGGCAGCGCCUCCUUAUGAUGCGGUGCUGGGAGAGCAGGGACAGCCCCUACCUCUCAUGCCAUGUAACCUUAACAAACACUCAGACAGGGACUAUGAUGCAAACUCCCAGCAACUCCCAGCCAACCACAUCUCCUAAGACCAUUAAUUUGGUUUACUCAGCUGAGCUCUCAGCUGUCUCCUGGUUAUUUAAGCUAACACUUAGUAAGCAGCUGGGCACCAAGCAGUAGAAAGCAACAAUGUCUGAAUAUCUUCCAUACAGUUGCUAAGACACUAUAGCCAUUUUAAAGCAAGAGGAAAUCUUUUUGUAAUAAACAGGUGGUUCAUCCGAAAUGAUGCUUCGCUGAACAACAACCUGUUAAGGUACACAGCUCUGUUUUUUCUUUAUAUUUUUAAGGUUAUUAUUGUUAUUAUAGAUGGUUAUUAUAGAUGGUGUUUGUCUACCAUCUAGUUGAGAUGGUCUCAGAUUUCUUUAAAUUUGCUCUAAUAUUAUGUAUUAUGUUCAAAACCAACACAGGAGUCUAGACAUUAGAGCAGAGUGCUGUUCACCAAUGGCAGUUCUGUCAUGAUGGAGUCCUGGAUGAGCCCCCUUUCUCUGCUCAUCCCUCAUACAAUCACAUUCACUAACAAAGUAAAUAUUUACCCAUAUAUUAGUUAUGGGGUGUCAUUUAUUAAAAUACACAGUCAAAAAUUAACAGCAAUAACUAAAUAUAAGCUAAAUAUUCCAAUCCAUUCCAGCUUUAAUUAUAAAGCACUAUAAAAACAACACAGAUGACCAAAGUGUUGUACACUAUUAUUUUAAUUGAGAAUUAAAUAUUUAGCUUAAGAGAAUACACAUUUAGCUCCUAAUUAAAUAUUUAGUAAACUAGCUAAAUAUUUAAGUCCACACUAAGUAUUUGGCUUGCUAACUUGCUAAGUAAAUAUUUAGAUUCUUAACUAAAUAUUGAGUUUGUAGCUAAAUAUUUAGUUUGUAAUUUUGAAGCUAAAUAUUUAGUUACAAACUAAAUAUUUUAGUUUGCAACUAAAGAUUUAGCUUCAAAAUGGCUGACCUGGUCAGUGAGCCAUACCAACCAUAUUAAAACCUGCUAACUUCCUGCGUGGCUUUGUAGUAAAAUAGGCUGAACUAACCAGUAGUCUACCUGGACAUGAGGGGAGAACUAAUAAAUCGCCAUUCUUUCUGUGGAGGUUAUUAAAGCUUUCAGCACAGCAGAAUGAUGAUGGUCUGAAAUUAUUUUUAAUGCUAAUUAAUUCCAGCCUGAAAGUGUGGAGAGACUCAGCUCCAUCUGUUUUGUCAUAAUUCUUCCGAUAAAGGGCUCUGGUUUUAAUAUCGUGCUAGAACUGGAGCCAAGCAACAACAUGUAGCUUGGAGCCUUCCCUCCCUGAGGCUGGACUGAUGCAACAAGACUUUAACACACUAACCUGUAGACUCACUGCUCACUGCUGCUCCACAAAUAGAGUUCUGCUCCAUGAAGGAAACAGCUGUGAAGCACAACUGAAAUUACGGGUUGGAGUUUUAUAAUCAAUCAAUCAGUUUAUUUGUAAAGCACAUUUCGGCAGCAAGAAACAAAAUUACAAAGUUCUAAAGAAAACUGUCAACAACUGAACAGACAUUAUGUUUUCACCAAAAUCAUACACAUAAAAUAUGUUGGUCAAUAUUUAAUUCAUUACAAUUCAAAAACAACUCAUUCAGGUGGGUUUUUAGUCUUAUACAAAUCUGAAAAGUGUGGUGUGCUUAUGUAUUUAGCCUUAAGACAUAAGCUAUUAAUUUGUUAAAUUGAAUAGCUUAGAGCAGUGGUUCUCAAACUUUUUUCAGUGAUGUACCCCCUUAAAAAUAUAUUUUUAGUCAAGUACCCCCUGACACGGGCAAAACAUUUUUGGAAUAAAAAAGAGGUACAGUGCUGUAAAAUCACUGUCUGAUUUAUUAAAGCCAAACAACUUAUAUCAGUGAACCUGACAAAUACAUCCAUAUUGCAAACAUUGCAUGGUUAAACAAAAAAGAAAAACAGAAGACGGUGACCACCAGGAAGGUAUAAAACCAGUCAAAACUGAAAUAUGCAAAACACUGGUAAUUUAUAUUGGUCUUUGUAAUGGUACAAAAUUAAAUAUAUACAUAAAUAAUAAUUCAGUGCAUAAACACACAUUUAUAUUUUAUCGAACUUUUUACAAAAUAAUUUUUCUCAAGACUUAUUAUGAGGAGCCUACUGAUUUUUUAAAGAUAUUUUGAAAAGUUUCACGUACCCCCUGCAGUACCUCCGCGUACCCCCAGGGGUACGCGUACCCCCAUUUGAGAACCACUAGCUUAGAGUAUAUAUUCAUGUGCUAAAAGGGCCUAGUUAAAGUUCAAAUCAAGGUCCAAUUGAGAAUCUAUUGAACAGAAUCUAUUGAUAGUUGAUGUUCAGAGUUAGCCUCAUCUGGUCUGACUUAGCCUGAGUUACUUUUCAUAGAAAUAUAGUAAAACAUGAGCAAAGCUGAUAGUCAUAUACCCAACAAAGCUAGCUUCGAGAAGCUAUGGACUGCUAGCACUCAAUUCAAUACAGAAAAAUUGAGAAACAAGUGUGCUCUACCUUCACAAUCAUCACAUGAAAUACUAAAUCUAACUCUUUGAUGUAUGAGUUUAUAAUCUGUAAAAGUGUGGAAAAAUCAUCAAAGGCUCCAAAUAUGAAACACAUUUCAAUAGUAAUUCUUCAUUUCUGAUCAGAACAAGAUUAAAAAGAAAAUAGUGGUUAAACUCACCUCUGGAUCAUUCUGCCAAUCAGCCAAAUUAAAAAUUACUUUUUAAUACACCAGAAAUGCUUUUGCUAUAAAUAAAAAAAAAAGUUAAACUUGAGUUAUAAAAAUAAUUAGCACUUGGAUCAGAAUUCAGGUUAAAAAAAGAGCAAGAAACAAUUAGUACAUUUUAUCCUUCUAUUUUAUUUUUUUUUUUUUACAGUUUUUUAGCAUUUUGUAGGGUGUAGCCAGUGAGGAUCAAAACCACAGCCCAGACUCAGUGUGCAGCAGAAAGGAAAUAUAAGGUUGUCACUAUCCAAUACUUUAAAUAGAAUCUGAUGAAGAAAAAUAAAAAGAGUUGACAAAGGUAAAAGAGGAAUAUUCUAAUAAAUAUGCUCAGUUUCAAAAGAAUUUUAACAUUUCUUUUAUUCUGUGGCAAGUACAAGAAGUUUUCUUGUUGCACUCUAAAAAUUUGGGACUUUAAAUAUUUUGAUUCUCAGCCAUUUGUCAGAUUAAAUCCAUUUUUAUUGUUAAAAUAUUCCUUUGUACAUGUACAAAAAGAAAGAGACAGUGUUUGUGUGUAGCAGAGUGUGGAGUAAAAAACUAAUUUUCCUGGAGACACUGACCUGUAGACUCAUUUCAUCACUUAUUGAAGCAGGACGGCGCUUUCUUAACUUUAUAAAUGUUUGUAACUUUUAAAAUAGUUUUCUUUGUGUGUUUAGCCUUCAUGUUU